Molecule: messenger RNA, 2561 nt
Organism: Aethalodelphis obliquidens (Pacific white-sided dolphin)
Lineage: Eukaryota; Metazoa; Chordata; Mammalia; Artiodactyla; Delphinidae
Gene: DOC2A
Product: double C2 domain alpha
Exons: 10
Coding region: 565-1851 (428 amino acids)
Biological process (GO): spontaneous neurotransmitter secretion; regulation of calcium ion-dependent exocytosis; exocytosis
Cellular component (GO): membrane; extrinsic component of synaptic vesicle membrane; synapse
Source: RefSeq, a predicted model, not a curated record
GGAGGAGUUGGGGAACACCGGGCAGUUCUCACUGUGGGUUCCUGGCGGCGCAGGGAGCCCGUGUGUCUGCGAGCGUGUGUGUGCGAAGUUCUCCUGGGUGAGUGUGCCAGCGCGUGUCUGGGUUUGUGCAUGACUGUGGUGUGCGCACGUGGGCACAGGCGUGUGCGCGGGAGUGUCCGUGCAAGAUGCGUGUGUCAGCCUGCCCGUGAAUGUGUGUGCACCCGUGUGCGCUCCUAAGUGUGCCCGGGCGGGCGCCGGCGGGAGAGUCCCGCCCCCUCCCCAGCCUCCGUCCGCCCCUCCCCGCCCCGCGCCGCCUGCGCCGGCUGCAUCCUCGCCUCCACCUCGCUCACCCCCUCCUCCCCGCACUUUCUCCUGCUCUCCCUCCCUCUCGGCUCAGACUGCCGGACUCGGCGCUCUUCUCGCCGGCCGCCUUGGGAAUCGCCGGCUGCCACCGCCCAGCUCGCACCCGCUGGCCCCCCAGUGCUUGGGCACCUGUUGGAGGCGCAGAGACAGGUGCAGGGGGCUGGGCUGCCGGGGGCGAGAGGGUGAGGCCAGGGGUGCUGCAUGAGGGGCCGCAGGGGCGACCGCAUGACCAUCAACAUCCAGGAGCACAUGGCCAUCAACGUGUGCCCGGGGCCCAUCCGGCCCAUCCGCCAGAUCUCUGACUACUUCCCCCGCCGGGGACCAGGACCUGAAGGGGGUGGCGGGGGCUUCGGAGAGGCCCCUGCUCAUCUGGGCCCCCUGGCCCUGGCACCCCCUGCAGCCCUCCUUGGGGCCACCACGCCCGAGGAUGGAGCUGAGGUGGACAGCUAUGACUCGGAUGAUACCACCGCCCUGGGCACGCUGGAGUUUGACCUUCUCUACGACCAGGCUUCCUGCACUCUGCACUGUAGUAUCCUCAGGGCCAAGGGCCUCAAGCCCAUGGAUUUCAAUGGCCUGGCCGACCCCUACGUCAAACUGCACCUGCUGCCUGGAGCCUGCAAGGCCAAUAAGCUAAAAACUAAGACUCAGAGGAACACGCUGAAUCCCGUGUGGAAUGAGGACCUGACGUACAGCGGAAUCACAGAUGAUGACAUCACCCACAAGGUGCUCAGGAUCUCCGUCUGUGAUGAAGACAAGCUGAGCCACAACGAGUUCAUCGGGGAGAUCCGUGUACCCCUCCGCCGCCUCAAGCCUUCACAGAAGAAGCAUUUUAACAUCUGCCUUGAGCGCCAGGUCCCGGUCUGUGCCAGGCUGCGGGGUACCACGGGAAGGGGGCCCUGGGGAGAUCAGGUUUCCAGAACUUUCUCUUUGCCCCCUCAGCUGGCUUCACCCUCUUCCAUGUCUGUGGCGCUGAGGGGCAUCUCCUGUUACCUGAAGGAGCUGGAGCAGGUGGAGCAGGGGCCUGGGCUGCUGGAAGAGCGCGGGCGCAUCCUGCUGAGCCUCAGCUAUAGUUCUCGGCGCCGCGGGCUGCUGGUGGGCAUCGUGCGCUGCGCCCACCUGGCUGCCAUGGACGUCAACGGCUACUCUGACCCCUACGUCAAGACGUACCUGAGGCCAGACGUGGAUAAGAAAUCCAAGCACAAAACACGUGUGAAGAAGAAGACUCUAAACCCGGAAUUUAAUGAGGAGUUCUUCUACGAGAUGGAGCUCUCCACUCUGGCCAGCAAGACUCUGGAAGUCACAGUCUGGGACUAUGACAUUGGCAAAUCCAACGACUUCAUCGGUGGCGUGGCCCUGGGGCCAGGCGCCCGGAGAGAGGCCCGGAAGCACUGGAGCGACUGUCUGCAGCAGCCAGACGCAGCUCUGGAGCGCUGGCACACCUUGACCAGCCAGUUGCCCCCGGCAGCCGGAGCCCUGCCCUCAGCCUGAGCAGGACAGCGGCCGCCCAGCACAGGGCCCUCAGGGCUGGGCCCAGUAGGCAGCCUUCGCACGAGUGUGUUGCACGUUUACACGGGGUGGAGGCCCCACCCCGCACUACUUGUCUUGUUUCGUGUCUCCGUGACCGUGGGUCUGUCUUCUUGUGAGGGACUGUGGAGAUGUAUAUUCAAAUAUGCAAACUUCCUCCUGCCUGACUCGCUACAACAGACAAAUAUGCAAACCACCCAUCCAGAGCACACCUGCAGGGGGGAUCCCACAGUGCCCCUGCCCCAAGGACCCGGCUGCUGCUCCUCUCUCCUGCCUCUCCAGGCUGCCCGGCCCCCUCCCCUCCAGGGAGGAGGUCGGAUUAGGGGGGGUUUGGAGGAGGAGGUUUCCAAAAAUGAAAAUGACACACACAAAAAGAGGCACUCCUUUAAUGCAGAAUCUUCAUUAAAAAAACCACCACCACCGAGCCCUGUACAGCUGCCCUUUUAAGUGGGGGGCCACCGCAGGGUCUCUGCCUCUCUGAGAGGUGGCAGAUGCUCCUGGCCCACUCAUUUAAAUAACUGUCCCCUGGAUUGGGCUGGGAUGUGAAGGCAGGGCCCUUGCCCUCCCUGGAGAGGGCCCACCUUCUGGGGGACAUUCAUGCAUGUUUACGCCUUUUCUGAUUGUGUCAGUGGCCACAGCAUGGCAACCGGGCGUCAAUAAACGUCUCUGCGGAA